This is a messenger RNA of Lathyrus sativus (Indian pea), 420 nucleotides long. Lineage: Eukaryota; Viridiplantae; Streptophyta; Magnoliopsida; Fabales; Fabaceae. The record is from the annotation of a GenBank genome assembly.
AUGAUUAAUCAGAUAGCAGUGGCAGCGGUGGUGAUUCUCAUAGGAUGGGCUUAUAUGGCCAUAAAGCUUCCUCCACCCAAAAUAUGUGGCUCCAUUAAUGGUCCUCCAGUUACUUCACCUAGAGUGAAACUCGAUGAUGGGAGACAUUUGGCCUACCGGGAGUUUGGUUUUCCAAAGGAAGAAGCUAGGUACAAGAUCAUUGUCGUCCAUGGAUUUACCAAUUCCAAAGAUACACAUUUUCCAGUUUCUCAAGAACUUAUUGAUGAUCUUGGGAUAUAUUUCCUCUACUUCGACAGAGCAGGUUAUUGUGAGAGUGAUCCAUAUCCAUCGCGUUCAGUGAAGAGUGAAGCCUAUGAUAUUGAAGAACUAGCAGAUAAAUUGCAGGUUUUGGAAAGUGGGAAUUUGGCCCAACAGAGAUAA